CAGUAAGACCGCCCUGUCAGUAGUGGGCGUUAGACUUUCAUAAAAGCUUUCUCGUAGUACUGUUUAAUUUGUAGUUGGGUGUAAGACCUUUCAUAACAUUGACAACAAGACAAACUGAGCGACACUAAAAAAAUUACAUCACCUCAAAAAUGGUUAAUCUUGGCAUUACCAGAGUGGACGACGCAGUGGCAGCAAAGCAUCCCGGGCUACAGAGUUAUGCUGCCUGUCAAUCUCAUGCGUUUAUGAAAGGAACUGGGACCUUUAUUUUAGGUGCAACUGGCCUCUUUGCUGCCCAGAAAGCUCUUAAGACAAAACUUCCUUAUCCUCUUCAGUGGAACCUGCUGAUUUCAGUAGUCUUGUCAUCCAUUGGUAGUUAUACAGUGACACGCUGGGAAACACAGAAAUGUUCAGAUCUCUGGCUGCUUCUCGAAACGGGAAAAGUUCCGGACAGAUCACUAUCACAGGUGGCAAAACCAGAGGAUUCAGCACCCUCUAGUACCACAAAAUAUGGGGAUGUGAUGGACUAAAACAUUGUUAUUUGAGAAUAUGUUUUUGCGUGCAUAAAUGUGUAAAGUAAAAACAAAAAUAUUG
Boleophthalmus pectinirostris (great blue-spotted mudskipper) is the source of this 591-nucleotide messenger RNA. It is a transcript of the gene tmem141, whose product is annotated as transmembrane protein 141. Lineage: Eukaryota; Metazoa; Chordata; Actinopteri; Gobiiformes; Gobiidae. The record is from RefSeq and is a predicted model, not a curated record. The coding region runs from base 150 to 527 and encodes 125 amino acids. The transcript is spliced from 5 exons.